CGGAAGUUGAGAGUGGUUGUGUCUUUUACUCGUUUUGACCUCCCUCAAGAGCUUCGGCAGUGUACAGUUUGUUACUCGGUGUACCUUGUGGAAUCUUGGUAGAGAAAGGUGUCUGUUUUGGACACAGCAUCCUUAGAAAAUCAGAAAUUGUCUUUUCUCCAAUUCUCCAAUUGUCUGUUCUCCAAUCACUUCUCUUGUGAUCUAAACCAACAAACCUUAAAACUGAGCACUGUGAGAGAUUUGGUGCAAACAGGCCAUUUCCCUGGGUUUAAGAAGAUCAUGGCCACUAGUAAGCGAUAUGUUCCUCCUUUGUCUAAGAGUAAAGGAUCAGCAGGAGCAGCAGCAGAGUCAACUAGGAGAUUAGAUGACCUUGUUCAAGAUUCAAUUUUUACUGUGAAACUGGGGUCAAAAAAUAAUUACAGUGACCUUCCGUUUCCUGAAAUAACAGGCAAGGACGAGAGUAACUCAAACAUUCAGCAGUUUGAAUUUCCUUUUAAAGAAAGGGAACUGCGAAAAUUGAUGCUGUGGUUCCGAGAAAUAGGUUGGAAAGACCAGAGUGCUGAGUUGCAAUUUCCACCAGAUCUUGAAAAAUCACAGCGGAAACAAGUUCAUGACAUUGCACAAAGCUUUGGUCUGGGAACUUCCAGUAAAGGCUUUAAUGAAAAGCGUUUUAUUAGUGUAUACUCAAUUGAAUAUGCUACUCUUGGUGUUGGUAAAAAUUACUUAACCAAUGAAGAGAAAGAUAAAGCCAACAUCAUCUGGAAACUCGUUAAACAACAAGGAGAGGAUGAAAAGUAUAAAAAUUUCAGUCACAAUGAGAUUGAUGAGAUGGUCCUUGCUAAAAAUCUUGAUCCACGACUCCAAGAAUUGUGGGACAAGAGAGAAUCCUUACUGGUAGAUGACUUCAAAGAAAAGUGUAAUGUUACUGAUGAGUAAUUCAGGCCUUGGUUUGUGUUGUGUCAGUUUCACUUUAAGUUAGUUAUUUAUUAAGUCUCCCAUACAUUGGUUUGUUUUCACCUCAGAGAUGGUUCUGCACAAAGGUCAAUCUUAAUCAGAUAUUCUUAGUGAAAGAAAUUUAGUGGGUAAAAUUACCUACUUGUAAAGUCUACUGUUAAGUAAAGUGUAAUUUCUUCCAAGGAAACUACUGUAGAAAGAAGAGAAAUUGUGACUCUCAAAGUGGAUGUCUGUGAUAACAAACUUUUAUUUAGAUAGAGGGCUAAUGCCCUGAUUCCCAUCCUCUAAUUUUCUCUUGAUAUAUGCUAUAUUUCCUUGAAUAAACUUAAAAUUUUGGCUAAGUGGAGGGAAGCUUUUUGAAAGGAGGGUGUUUUAUCCAGGAGGGAUAAUUAUGAAGUUAGUGCAGCAAUAGGACAAAGAUUAAAACAGAUGAUGUACAUAAAUGUAAAGCACAUGGAGAUAGAAAUAAGUGGAAUGGAAAAGAAACUAUUCCCCUAUACUGAUUCCAGAUUGUAAUUGAAGCUUAAAAGGUUAUGAAGAAAGUGGAAAUAGAAACA
Molecule: messenger RNA, 1511 nt
Organism: Pocillopora verrucosa
Lineage: Eukaryota; Metazoa; Cnidaria; Anthozoa; Scleractinia; Pocilloporidae
Source: RefSeq, a predicted model, not a curated record